Harmonia axyridis is the source of this 3015-nucleotide messenger RNA. Its product is annotated as longitudinals lacking protein, isoforms H/M/V-like. The coding region runs from base 167 to 1783 and encodes 538 amino acids. Gene Ontology annotation, biological process: regulation of transcription by RNA polymerase II. NCBI's taxonomy places the organism in Eukaryota, Metazoa, Arthropoda, Insecta, Coleoptera, Coccinellidae. Gene Ontology annotation, cellular component: nucleus. Gene Ontology annotation, molecular function: protein binding. The transcript has 8 exons. The record is from RefSeq and is a predicted model, not a curated record.
CGGCAGUGGAAACGCGGCCGUUUGCCUCACAUUCGCCGGCAGCUUUUAGUCAAAUACCGCGAGUGCUAAAUGAAGCAUAUAUGUAUAUCCGUUUCUAUGUUAUAAGUAGAAACAUACUGGAUUUAAAAUUGUGAUAUUUAGUUUAAGUGUGCCAAAAUAGACAAACAUGGAAGACGAUCAACAGUUUUGUUUACGGUGGAAUAACCAUCAAUCCACUUUGGUAGCAGUUUUUGAUACCUUAUUGGAAAGUGGAACUCUUGUCGAUUGUACCUUGGCUGCAGAGGGUAAAUAUCUCAACGCACACAAAGUAGUCCUAUCAGCCUGCAGUCCAUAUUUCGAGUCAUUAUUGUCUAAACAUUAUGAUAAACAUCCCAUACUUAUACUCAAAGACGUCAAAUUCCAAGAACUUAAAGCCAUGAUGGACUAUAUGUACAGAGGUGAAGUGAACAUAUCACAGGAUCAAUUAGGAGCAUUAUUAAAGGCAGCAGAAUCGUUACAAAUUAAAGGCCUUUCAGACAAUAGAAAAGGAGGGGAUGUAAAAACAGCAGCUCCAGCACCACCUAAAAGUCCUCAGCCUGCCUCAACGAUACCAAAAGUACAAGGCCUAACGAUAGAACAACGGACAAGAGAAAACAGUAGGGAGGGGUCACAGUCACCGGGUCCUCGAAAGAAAAAACGCAUGAGGCGGAAGAGUGAGGACCUAGACAAUCAUGACGUACAUUCAAAUUCUUCAGAGUCACAUAGUAAUCAUGGAUCAACCGCCCAAAACAUUCCGUUACCUGCCCCUUCCAAGUUAGCUGCCGACGUGCCUGAACCUUUAGAAACCAAAUCUGAAAUUAUACUUAGGCAUAAACCGAGUGACGAAAUCAUCCCCCAAGUUCCUAUCAAAGAAAAAAUAGAGACCCAUACAGAACUGAUGCUAGAACCAAAGUCUGAAUAUAUUGAGGAAAUGAAUGAGGACAGUAUUGAGGAUUUGACGUUAGAUGAUGAUGAUAUGAGUAAUAUGGAACACAUGGGAGAUGGCGCUGGGCCAAGUCAUGGCAAUAUGGGUGAAGGAUCAAGUCAAGGUUUUGGAUCUUGGCAAAUCGGUAAUCAAAGUCAAGAUGAAGUGUUUUUAGCGGCACAGGAGGCCGUUGGUGCACAUCGAGAUUCACAAGAUCAAUUGUUGGUAAGAAAAACAAGUCCACUCUCCAACUCUUUGCAGAAUGCACCUGGUCAUUCCUUGGAGAGAAAUUGUGCACAAACAAUAAAUGAUUUUGAUAUAUCAGGGUCCCAACAUUACCAACAUGAUAUAUUGAGAACGAUGGAAUACAUCAAGGAACAAAAUAAUCAAAUUUUGAAUAUCCUGAAUAACCAAAGAAAAGAUUCUGGCAAUAGAAAAACUUUUAGUUUGUUUGAUAUCCCAGUACAGCUUCCCAUAUCUUCAGAUAUAGAUUUGCUAACAAUGGAGGAAUUCUUAAAGUUGGAAAAGAAUAGGGACAAUAUUAUGUUCUAUUUGUCAUCCCUAGGAGGUGAAGAUGUUAUUUCCCACACAAAUAAAUGUCUUCAUCGGUUGUUAACAAGAAAGUUCACUUGUAACUUCAGUUUACUUGGAAAACCAGGAAGUAAAAAGGCAUUUUGUAAUUUGACUUUGAACAAGUGUAUAUUAGAUGCAGUAACAAGAAAUUGGCCUCAGGCAAACGAUUUUGAUGUGGUAGAGGCCAUAAGGGUCUGGCUGAAAGAUGCACCUCAAAGAUAUCGGAAUCACCUUUUAAAUAAAAGAAAUUCAAAUCAACCUUGCUAAAAAAUUGAUCGAAAAAAUUUUUGGUAAGAGAAAAAUGUAAAGAAGUCUUAUAUAAUCUUUAGGAUAUGUGGUGAGUGUAUAUUUUGACAGUUUUUUCUAUUAUUCAUUCGCUCACCUAAUGUUAAUUUCCAACAACACUAUGCAGUGUUUAUUUUAUUAUAAUAUGAAUAAGUAUGGAGCUUAUGGUAUGGUGAUGGAUCUUGGAAAGCUGUUUGUGAACUUCGAUGCUUGCUCGGUCUUCGAUGCAACGGACGUUAGGGUCUGCUUCAGGUGUAGUAGUUUUAAUCAUGUUCAACCCAAUUGCUCCCUCAAGAUAACUUGUCCAAAGUGUACCGGUGACAUCCUUUGAACAAGUGUACAAGUUCCACCCUUAAAUGUAUAAAUUGUAACAAUGCUAAUUUAACGGAUACUUCUCAUGCUGUGUGGGACGCUGCAAAAUGUCCAAUCUAUAAGAAGAAAUUGAACAACCUUAAGUCCUCUAUUUUUGUUACUAAAUAACAAUUAAUGCGGAAUGAUACUGCGAAUUUUGCAGCGGCUCAUUCACUUGACAUUGAGUGUUUUUAUCAGAAUGUUAGAGGCCUUAGGUCCAAGACACAUGAUAUUUUUGAUUCCAUUGUUCAAAGUGAAUAUGACAUAAUAUGUUUAUCGACCGACUGUCCCUAUUUGCUAUCACUAGUUGAUCUUCAUGUUCCUAGACUGCCUGUACGCAGCCCAACUACAUUUUAUCUACCUUUUCCACGCUCUAACGUCCUUCUUUUUUCGCCUCUGUAUCGUAUAUGUCAUGACUACAUGAGCAUCCAGCAAAUUGUUGAUAUUUUUCAUUGUAAUCAAUCUGAUAUAAGGAGGGCUGUUCUGGAAUCAAUGCUUCACUGUGGGUAGUUAGGCAUGAGCUUUUUUUCUCAAUGAGUUUUUUUUUCGCUCAAGCCUGGCUCCAUUUGAUUUGUUUUGAGUUUUAUUAUGUUUUAUAUUUUCAGUAUAUAACUUUUAAGUUUCAUUUCUUGUAUAAUUGUUUUCCCAUUCUGUAAUUGGCCUAGGCUGUGGAAUGGUGUAAUUAUUAAAUGAAUAAAUAAAUAAAGUAAUCCAAGAAAGUAUAUGAAAAUACUGGAAUAUAGUAGAUAUUAUAUUAUAAGAUGAAAAAUGUAUCCAAGAAAUUAUAUGAAAAUUCUGGAAUAUAGUAGUAUAUAGAAUACAAAAUUUUGUGAAACAUUUUAAUAAAUAUAAUCUAAUAUGAA